AUGGCGCCCUUCUCCUCGACGCUCCUCCUCCUCCUCCCCGUGCUGCACGCCAGCGCCAGCCAGCUCACCGCCCUCAGGAAGCUCCCCCCCGACGCGGGCCACAAGAUCUCUCGGCACCAUCUCGACUUUGCGUCCCAGGACUCAUGCGCGGCAGAAGCCGACGCCGAGCUUCUCCCUCGGCUCAACGGCACGGCGGCAUGCCUUCGGCCGGCGUAUGGCCAGCACCUCCAAGAACGUGACCCUGGCCGGCCCUACGUGCUACGACGCGCCCUGCUCGAGCAGAGGUCCUCGUGCCCGGCCACCAUGAACAGCUGCGCCGACCAAGGCUUCCCCAACAAGUGCUGCCAGGAGGGCACCUACUGCACCGACGUGCCCGAUGUCGACGUCGGCCGGGUCGCCUGCUGUCCCCGCGGCACCCAGUGCGGAGGCCAGGUCGCCAGCUGCCCCUCGGAAGCCGUGAGCUGUCCGCAGUCGCUGGGAGGCGGCUGCUGCAUACCCGGCUUCGUCUGUCGCGGCUUUGGCUGUGUUCCGAGCCCUUCCUCCACCGCGCUCCCGCAAACCCCCAUCCAGGCUCCCAUGCCGCUCGAGACGGUCACCACGACGAGCACCACCAUGGUCGAGGGCAGUCCCUCCGUCGUCAUCGUCACCAUGACCGUCACGACCACCUCGUCGCCCGCGCCCACGACACAGACCACGACCCAAGUCGUCACAGCCUCGGACCCGGACUCCGCCACCGGCAGCCCGCCAUUCCGCCCAACCAGCUCCGGCGCUUCGGCGACGACUCGCGACGACUCGAGCACGCAGUCGGGCUGUCCCACCGGCUUCUACGGAUGCCUGGCCACCCAUGGCGGAGGCUGCUGCCGCACCGAUCGCGACUGCAACACACACUCGUGCCCGCCGCCGUCGUCAUCGACCACCAUCAUGGCCAACGGCGCCACAGUCGUGGUCCCCGCCGAGGGCAGCCCGCGUGACGCCGACGCGACGCCGACGUGCGCGGGCGGCUGGUUCCUGUGUGGCGAGUCGGCGGGGCCCGUGGCCGGGUGCUGCCCAAGCGGGUUCGACUGCGGCACGGCCAGCUGCUUCGCCGCGCAGGCCAGCCAGACGGGCAGCGUGCAGAAGCAGGCCCCGCGGCAGAGCGCUGGUGGCUGCGGCGGCAGUGAUAAAAGUAGGGCGGCGAUGCGCAAACUGCUCUUCCGCGCCACCGUGGGGGCUUGUCUGUGGGCCCUGGCAGCAUGA
Molecule: messenger RNA, 1236 nt
Organism: Hirsutella rhossiliensis
Lineage: Eukaryota; Fungi; Ascomycota; Sordariomycetes; Hypocreales; Ophiocordycipitaceae
Product: GPI anchored protein
Exons: 2
Coding region: 1-1236 (411 amino acids)
Source: RefSeq, a predicted model, not a curated record